Eutrema salsugineum is the source of this 1557-nucleotide messenger RNA. RefSeq names its product probable choline kinase 1. Bases 322 to 1368 code for a protein of 348 amino acids. Gene Ontology annotation, biological process: phosphatidylcholine biosynthetic process; phosphatidylethanolamine biosynthetic process. NCBI's taxonomy places the organism in Eukaryota, Viridiplantae, Streptophyta, Magnoliopsida, Brassicales, Brassicaceae. The record is from RefSeq and is a predicted model, not a curated record. Gene Ontology annotation, cellular component: cytoplasm. Gene Ontology annotation, molecular function: choline kinase activity; ethanolamine kinase activity. The transcript has 7 exons.
GGACAAACAAACGACGAACGGUGAAAUUACGUGUUUCCUUUAUCCAUCCAUCUUUCUGGGUUUUUUUUUUAAUUUUUAAUUAUUCUAUAUAACUAAAAUACCCAGAAACGUAAUUUCGUCGAGUUCCAACUUUCAAUUCCCAGAUAAAUUCUUUUCCAUAUAAAGAGAUUCCAAGAUUUUUGUGGAUAAAAUCUUCUCUCUCAGAGAAUCUCUUUUACUCCGUCGAAUCUUCUCCACCUUUUUCCUCCUGGGUUUUCAUUUCUCUGCAACAACAGAAGAAUCUCAAAUCUCUCUCUCUCUCCUCCCAAGAAAAAAGAAGAAAUGGCGAUCAAGACGAAGAGUAGUCUAAUUCCGAGCUGUGCAUCACCGGAGGAUCUGAAACGCGUUUUGCAAACGCUAGGUUCGAGCUGGGGAGACGUGGUUGAAGAUCUGGAGCGUCUUGAGGUUGUUCCGUUGAAAGGAGCCAUGACGAACGAGGUUUAUCAGAUUAGCUGGCCUACCUUAGACGGCGAAGAUGUUCACCGGAAAGUUCUUGUUCGGAUCUACGGAGACGGCGUCGAUCUUUUCUUUAACAGAGACGACGAAAUCAAAACCUUUGAGUGUAUGUCUCACCAUGGUUAUGGCCCUAAGCUCCUUGGCCGCUUCUCCGAUGGUCGCCUUGAAGAAUUCAUCCACGCGAGAACUCUUUCUGCAGGUGAUCUCCGUAAAGCAGAAACAUCUGAUUUCAUCGCAGCUAAGCUAAGAGAGUUUCACAAGCUUGAUAUGCCUGGUCCAAAGAACAUUCUCCUCUGGCAAAGACUCAGGAAUUGGCUCAAGGAAGCCAAGAACUUGUCUUCACCAAUAGAGAUUGAUGAGUUUCGCUUGGAAGCUUUGGAAGGUGAAAUCAACUUGUUGGAGGAGAGGUUGACUCGUGAUGACCAAGAGAUCGGUUUCUGUCACAACGAUCUUCAGUACGGUAACGUCAUGAUUGAUGAAGAAACCAAUGCUAUUACCAUCAUCGACUAUGAGUACUCGAGUUUCAACCCAGUUGCUUAUGACAUCGCCAACCACUUCUGCGAAAUGGCUGCUAAUUACCAUUCAGACACUCCUCAUAUCCUUGACUACACUCUAUAUCCAGGAGAAGAAGAACGGAGAAGGUUCAUCAGCACAUACCUUGGCUCUACAGGGAAUGCAACAAGUGAGGAAGAAGUGGAGAGGUUGAUGAGUGAUGCAGAGAACUACACUUUAGCAAACCAUCUUUUCUGGGGAUUAUGGGGAAUCAUCUCGGGGCAUGUGAACAAGAUUGAGUUUGACUACAUGGAAUAUGCAAGGCAGAGAUUUGAACAGUACUGGCUUAGAAAGCCCCUGCUUUUCAAGGAUGUAGAAUGAUUCACAUUGAAGCCAAUAUACAAAACUGAAUUUCUAAAUGUUUUAGAUGGACAAGAAAGAAAAAGAGUUAGGUGACUCUGUUGUUAUUGUUACUUUCAUCAGUUUGUGUGUUUUGUUCCCUAGAAAAUAGAGGUUUGUAAACUUUCAAAGCAGUACACAUGGAUAAAUAAAACUAUAAACAUAUGCCUC